AUGCACGUCUCCUUCAGUUGAUCCUCUCCUUCAGCUUCAUUCUUCGCGAUCUUAAUUGGCUCUGCCUUUGAUUGUUGAGCGACCUUCAACCUCCUCCGCUCGCAACCCCUCAUUAAACACAAUCCGAACCGCAAGGCCUCGUUGGAUUCGCAAUCAAACUAACCAACCAUUGUGAAUUUGCCCUCUGCAUCUCACCACAUCUUGUCCUGUACUCCAAUUCUAUGACGAAGCUACCUUUCGACGGGUUGGUCAUCGCCGUGGGCGGGACUUUCCCCGGCUACAGACAAUCCGACCUCAAUUCCAUCAUCAAACGCCUUGGCGGUGAAGUCAGUGCCGCCAUCACAGAACAAUUGACCCACUUGAUCUCAACUCCCAAGGACGUUGCCAACAAGAGUCGCAAAUACACGCAGGCAUGCAAGGUUCCCUACUGCAACAUUGUCUCGCUGGACUGGCUGCUCGAUUCCGAAACAGCCGGGAAGAGACUCGCGGAGAAGGACUUCCUGCUGGGAACCGCAGACAGCAAGGGGCAGAGUGACGGUGAAGCCGACGAGGGGACUAAGAAAAAACGCACACUGGAACAGGCGCUGGGUGUCAACGAGGAUGGCACGAGCAAGAAGCUCAAGAACGCGCAGAAGGCCGGGACGAAGCCCUUGAACAUUCCGGUCGAUGAUGAGUGUCCGCUCCGAGGCUCUCAUCAAGUGUACAUUGAUCCCGAUGCUACCAUUUGGGAUGCCACCCUGAACCAGACCAGCUCGACCAACAACAAUAACAAGUUCUAUCGCAUCCAGCUGCUGACCAACCGCUCCAAGACGGCGUUCAAGACUUGGACGCACUGGGGCCGGGUGGGCGAGAGCGGCCAGCAUGCGCUGUUGGGGGACGGCUCCUAUGCGCGCGCAGAGGCCGAGUUCAAGAAGAAGUUCAAGGAUAAAUCGGGUCUUACAUGGGAGAACCGGCUCGAAGCCCCCAAGAACAACAAGUACACGUUCAUCGAGCGCAACUACGAAGAGGGUUCGGACUCGGACUCGGAAGAUGAGGCAGCCACGGCCCAAAAGAGGGCCCAGAAGCAGUCCACGGGGGAGGUGAAGAGCGCUCUGCCCGUCCAAGUCCAGGACUUGAUGGCUUUCAUCUUCAACCAGGAGUUCUUCUUGUCGACCAUGGCGGCCAUGUCGUAUGAUGCUCAGAAGUUGCCGCUGGGUAAGCUGAGCAAGCGUACGCUGCGGGCGGGUUUCCAGGCGCUGAAGGAUCUGUCCGAACUCGUGGCCGAUCCCGCGUUGGCAGCCUCGAAGUACGGGAUGACUUUCCAGGCGGCUGCGGAAGGCCUCAGCAACCGAUACUUCACCACCAUUCCCCAUGUAUUUGGCCGGAACCGCCCCCCGGUCCUCACCCACGGGGAUCUCUUGAAGAAGGAGAUUGAGUUGCUGGAAACCUUGACCGAUAUGGAGGUUGCGAACAAUAUCAUGAAGGAUGCGGAGGACGCGGAGAUGAUUCACCACCUCGACAAACAGUUCCAGGGCUUGGGCAUGAACGAGAUGACUCCCCUGGCGCGCGACUCGACUGAGUUCGCCGAGCUAGAAACCUAUCUGGUCCGUUCCCGGGGUGCCACUCACGGAGUGGGCCUCAAGGUUCUCAACAUCUUCCGCAUCGAGCGCCAAGGGGAGGAGGACCGUUUCAACUCGUCUCGGUUCGCCCAACUGAAGAAUAGCGACCGUCGUCUCUUGUGGCACGGAUCCCGCAGCACCAACUUUGGUGGUAUCCUGAGCCAGGGUCUCCGGAUCGCGCCCCCCGAGGCGCCCGUCAACGGCUACAUGUUCGGCAAGGGCGUCUACCUGGCCGAUAUGUCCAGCAAGUCGGCCAAUUACUGCUGCGCCUCCGGCAGUGGCGGCAAAGGUCUGCUGCUUCUGUGCGACGCGGAACUCGGAGACCCUAUGCUCGAGCUAGAACACGGAAACUUCCACGCCGGUGAGGAUGCGGCGAAGCAGGGCAAGAUCGCCACCCUCGGCCGCGGCCGCUCGAUCCCCGGUGGGUGGAAGGAUGCAGGCUGCGUCCAUCCCAACCUGCGCGGGGUGAAGAUGCCGGACAGUGCGCACGGGGCGGCCGUGGCCACUGCGGCGUCGCUCAUGUACAACGAGUACAUUGUGUACGAUGUAGCACAGAUCCGGCAGCGGUACCUUUUUCAUGUGGACAUGCGGUAGGCUGCGGGACGGGGGCUUCUUUCUUUUCAUUUGUCUGCUGGUGGUGGAUUCGGAGCAUGCAAGGCAUUAGCGGGCGUCAUGG
Messenger RNA from Aspergillus saccharolyticus JOP 1030-1, 2274 nucleotides. Its product is annotated as putative poly(ADP)-ribose polymerase PARP. The transcript is spliced from 6 exons. The record is from RefSeq and is a predicted model, not a curated record. Bases 222 to 2192 code for a protein of 656 amino acids. NCBI's taxonomy places the organism in Eukaryota, Fungi, Ascomycota, Eurotiomycetes, Eurotiales, Aspergillaceae. Gene Ontology annotation, molecular function: NAD+ poly-ADP-ribosyltransferase activity.